Molecule: messenger RNA, 12550 nt
Organism: Bursaphelenchus okinawaensis
Lineage: Eukaryota; Metazoa; Nematoda; Chromadorea; Rhabditida; Aphelenchoididae
Source: the annotation of a GenBank genome assembly
AUGUCCGACUCCCCAACGGUUCGAAUUUGUGUCCAGGACGAAGUGAUAGACCUGAUCCCGAUAGACAAACCCCCAGUCCAGCGACAGUCCCUUUCACCGCCGCCUGUGAAGCGACGUCGCACCUGGACCCAUCGACGGAAAUUGUUUGCCAACAAAAAGUGCCAGGGGGACUGUCUAAUAGACCUGGAGAGGUGGCAUGUGUCGCCGACCAUUAUUAACGACCCCAAUCAUUGUAGUGUGAUGGACGACCGGCUUCUGCAAUUGAGGGAACGCUUCUCUCAGGCCGCUUCGACCGAUGCCUUCCACUCGACCCAUCUGAGGAUUGGUGAUGUAGUGUCAUUGUUUGCUUUGGACCCGAAUGCUGGCUCUUCCGACCGAAAACACGAAGGGUUUCUGUCAACAUUGGGUUUGGUGGAUGACAGAUUGAUCGUAGAAGAGGGUAAUGGAGGCCUUCAGAAUCCUCCCAAGACGUUUCGAGGUAAGAUCAUUAAAACGUAAAUAGUAUAGGAAAGUAAAUAUAAAUAUUGUAACUUAAAGAGAUGUCUAUCCAAGCUCUACUACAAUUCUUUCAGAUUGCCUGUUCCGUAUCUGCCCAGUCAACAGAUAUGCAGCACAAAAACAGUACUGGACGGAACAGAAGAAGAGCUGUCUUAAUGAGCCAUACGAUGAAGAAAUGCUCAAGAAGCUGAUCGUAGCGGCGGAGAAAGAAAGGGAACAGAAUGACCUAGAGUACCGUAAAAUGAUGGGUUCACCUAUUCAGUACGGAUCGGCAGUCCAGCUACUGCACGUGAAGUCGGACAAGUACGUCACGAUGCAAAGAAACUCCCCAGCACGUCAAGAACGGAACGCUAUGAGGGUCUAUUUGGACAGAACGGGUAAUGAGGGAUCGUGGUUCACGGUAGAACCAGUUUACAAGCACGUGGCUAUUGGAGACAACGUAAGUUUUGUUAUUGUUACAGUUGAAUCUCUAGGUAACUAUAAUAACACAACUGACUAAUGUAAAAUAUAGAUUUUAAAGCAUAUCAUAACUUAAAUUGGUUUAGGUAAUGUCAGGAGAGCGAAUCUGUCUAAUCCCUUACACAACUGGUCAUCACUCCAACACUUCCACCAACUCUCAACCCAAGCUGCAGCUACACCUAUCUCACUUUCGCCUACAUGAUCAUGACAUUGGUUGGGAAGUAAACUGCCUCAACGAACUGACAGAAUGGCAAGUCAAUAUAUACCUCCAGUUCGACGAGAAUCGACCAGACAAUGUCAAGUCAGGUGAUGUCGUUCGUCUCUUUCACGCUGAUCAACAAACCUUCUUAACCUUGGACAAGAACCCCAAAAGCAAGAAAGAUGUUGUUUUUCUUCGAAUGACAAACAGAAGCUCGGCUACAGAUGCCACUUCUUCAAGAGCGUUAUGGGAGAUUCAGGUAUACAACAAAGAAAUGGCAUUCAGAGGAGGAGCAGCUACAUGGCGACGUCAGAUAAAGUUCAAACAUCUGGCCACAGACCUAUACCUAUCCUCUGUACCUUUGAGUAAAGCAGAACAAAUGAUAACAGAGAGAAGAGCCAGUGGAAUCAGAGUACAAUUGAGCAUCGACAACUCUUUCGACUCACAUCCAGACGACGAACCUUAUGUUUUAGUCCCGAGCUCAACAGAUCCAUCGAUCAAAGAGAAGGACAUCUUAUUCUUGUUGGAUCCUUGUGCCAAAACUUCCACAAAGGAAUCUAGAGUACCCAUAAACUCUUUUGUCCGGCUACAGCACAUGGAAACAGGACGAUGGCUACACACAACAGACCCGGCUGUCAAACAGAACCUCUACUACACGAGUAAAAACGAGAAAGGAUGGGUAAAGAUCGUAUGUGAACAUACCAAAAUUGACAAAGAAGCUUUUGCUUUGUCUCCAGUGUCUCCAAACGAAGUCAGGGACCUUGACUUUGCCAACGAUGCAUGUAGAGCGUUAGAUCAGUUCAUCAACGUGAUCAAAAGUGGGAAAACCGUGGGGAAGGAGCCUAUAAAGUGAGUAUAUUAAGUUGUUAUAGUAGUAAAAUUCUUUCAGAAUAGUAUUAAUAAGUAAACAAACAACUAAUUUUAAAUAAAACAGUUCCAAUCAAAAAAUUCAACUUACAGCUUCACCACACAAUUACUGGUCGAAUGUAUAUACUUUGUAACGAAUACCACGAACCACAUGGUAGAUCCACUGAAUAUUAUUGAAUUUGAACCAACGAGAGAUCGUCAGAAGCUGUUGAGAGAACAAGGCGUCCUUGGCAAAGUGAGUAUUUUAAAAACAAAUUUUUGCAAAAUCAGUAGUGACAUUUCGCUUUUUUUCGAAGAUUUCUUGCGUUUUCCCAAUUUUCGACAAAAUUUUGUCGCGAUAUAAAAAAUUGAUGCAUAAAUAAAAUAAAGAUAACAUUUUUCUAUAAAAGACUGGCAAAAGUAGAUGAAAAUAUCUUACAAACUAGCUAUAAUAUUAUUUUGUGUAUUUGACAUUGUUUUAUUAUGUAUUUCUUAUUCUAAAACUCAAGUUUUAGGUUUUUGAUCUCCUGAAAGCUCCAUUCUUACCUCGCCAAGGGAUAGGUGAAGUUGCUCCUCUAUUAACAUCGCCACAAGAACUCACAGAGAAUCGAAAUGAAGUCUUUCGAAGGAUGUUUCAGCUGUGUUACUCUUUACUACGGUAUUCUCAAGUCAGAUAUCGUAAGAACCAGGAGUUUUUGGCCGAGAAGUUCGAUCAGAUUCAAGAACAAAUCGGAUUUAAUUUAUUGGCCGAAGAUACGAUGACCGCAGUCUUACAUAACAAUCCCAAACUCUUGGAGAAAUACGUUAAAACACCUCACGUCGAGAGGUUCGUGGAGCUGGUCAGGAACAACAGAUGUGGAAAGUAUGUGCUUUUAUAUUUUUUUUGUAAUAAUAUAGGCUUUUUGUAUUAAUGAUUGUAUCACGUUACCUAAAUUAUGUCAAAACAAUCAAUUUUUCAUGGAUAAGAUGAAUAAAUUAAAAUUAUUUUAGAUUCCUGGAUUACCUUGCCGAUCUGUGUGUUUGUCGUGAUGAAGCUAACAAGAAGAUCCAAGAAUUGAUCUGUAACUCUGUGUUGAGUGAAAAGAACCGUGACAUCUUUAUGAAAACAGAGCUAGCUCCAUCUUUCGGCAAGAAGACUCGACCUGACGUUUUUAUCUGUUGGAACUUUCCAAACUCAGCGUGCCGACUUCUAGUUCAAUGUGCUGAAUCUGAUUCACAAGAAGACCGUGAGAUGAUAGACUAUUACAGACAUCAGCUGGGGUUGAUUGCUCAAAUGUGUCAAGAUCAACAGUAUUUGGCCAUUGAUCCGCCGCCAGAGAGAAAGUUGUUGAACAUCAGUCACGAACUGCCUAUUGAUCUGGUUUUACAGUAUGUUUUAGAUUAUAGAGAUCUCUAUCUAUAGAGAGACUAGAAAUGCAAACUAAGCAACUAAUAUUAUCCUUAUUCAGAUGCAUGUCAGACACCCGCUUACCGUUUGACAUUCGAGCCUCCUUCACACGUUUGAUGCUCCAUCUUCAUGUUGUACGAGGAUCUCCGGUCACCGCUGUACGACAUGCUCGUCUAUGGCGUGAUAUACCUAAUCAAGUUGAUGUAGUUAGUUAUCAUUCCAAUUUGACUGCCAGCUUUACUGAUGCCGGACCUUCACGACAUUUGGCUCACGAGAAGUUCAAGGGUCUUUUGGGUGUUGUAGAUGAUUAUCUGGCUGGACUGAGGAAGAUUUAUGCCAAUGGAGAUGUGGUUUUGUCGGAAUCACCUAACUUCUGUGAUCAAAAUCGGCUGACUUUUGAGGUAAAUGGAGGUUUAUGUUGUCAUAAAAGUAGUUUUGAAAGCAUUUUAUUGUAAAUGAGAUAAAAAGUAAUUUUUACGAUAUCAGGAUACUGUAAUUUACUAAAAUAAUAAUAAAACGUAAGAAAAUUAAUUCUGACCUCAUUUUAGGUGGUGAAUCUCGCACGCGCUCUGGCUCAAUUUGGUUUCUACACAUUCGAGGAACUGUUGAAGCUGGCCCAGAAUCUGUUGGCCAUCACUGACAGCUCUCCGAAGCAAACGAUAACGUCGCGUGCGUCUAUCAUCCCAUCGAUUCAACUUGAUUUGAUUUCAGAGCGUUUAGCCCCUCACACCAAGCUGAUGCGCCAGAUCACUCGUGGAGUUCUCAACACCAAAGCCCUCGCCGAACCAACGGUAACCGCUGCUCCGAAGCGGCCAACAACGCUGAAGCACAGCGAUUCCGAUGCAGAGGAAACGGCAAAGGCCAAGGAGAGUCGAGAGAUGGUGUUGCAGACCAAAUUGAUUGUUGUUGAAUUGCUACAGGUAGGUUUGACUACAAAUUGUCUAUUAUAUUGGCUAGAGAUUGGUGUAUCUUGAAAUUAAGAAAACAAAAGCGUUAGAUUUGUUAUAAUGUAAGUUUACUUUACAGUAAAAAUCUCAAAAUAUUCAUUAUAACAGUUCUUACUACAUUUAGUUUAUCAUGGACGUUCGACGAGAUUACCGUAUCACAGUAGCCCUAUCGUACUUCAAAAACAACUUCCCAUGUAACGAGAACGGCGAGCUUCUGGAGACUCCAAUAAUCACGGAGAAGAUCGUGAACGAGAUGAGAGCUGAAGUCUUUGACCAAACGGAACAAGAACUUAACUUUGAUGGGGAACAAGGUCAACAACUUCUGAGGAUUCUGCUUCAAAUGACCAUGAAUGACUACCCACCACUAACAAGUAUGGCCUUGAAAGUGCUAUUCAGACAUUUCAACCAAUAUCAGGAACUGAUCGAGGAUUUGAAACAAGUUCAGUUGUUGGUAUCUAACAGAGAUGUCGACAAUUACCAUCAAAUUGACCGUGACUUGUUUAUUCUGAAGAAUCUAACGGAGAAAAGUGAACUCUGGCUUCAUUUUGGGAAGCCAGUAGCUUCUACAGCAAAACGCCAGAAGAAUAUGAGUGCGGACAGAUCCAGAAGUAUGAGUGGCGACGAUCUUCUGAACGACAAUCCUGAUGAAGUCGACCACGAACGUCUAGUGGAAGAUCUGAAUGAACUCGCGGUAGAUAAUGGUCCUCUACCAACUCAACCGUUCAUCGACUUCAUAAAGUCACAUUACGCCCAGAACAAGAUCAAAGUCAUCCAGCUACUACAACAACUCCUUAACAACAAUGAGAGAGAUACGAUGGCUACAGCUCUGCACGAUCUCAUGGACAAAGCUCCACUGGUAGCGUAUCCGAUAACGAAGGAGAUCAUCAAAAGAAUGCGGAAUCUGUGUUUCGAAGACAGCAGAGACCUGAGGCCGUACGAUAGGACAGCUGGUACACGGAACGACCUUAUGAAUCAACAACUUCUGAGGAAUAUGAGGGUGUUCGAGGUUGUAUUGGAGUUCCUGUCUGUACCUUAUGAUAAGAAGAAUGACACAGAGAUGCCAAAGCUGGUGACAUUAGCUCACGAGUUCUUGAGGAGUUUCUGUAAGAACAACAAGGAGAAUCAGAAUCGGCUGCAGUUGUACGUUUCUAUCGAUAACGAUGCGAGGGAAGGGUCGUUAUCGGUCAAUACUGUAAGCAUUUUAUUUUUAGUUUUUUAUUUUAAUCCUAAUUUUAGCAUAAAAUAGUUCUUGAAACAACUAUUAUAUUGUUUUACAACUUAUUUUAGGUUGAGGAAGUCCAAACCUUAGUGUCAGUCUACCGUAACAACCCAGAGCUUUGUGAAAACGUAUCAGAAAGUCUAAUAUCGCAUAUUGUUGGAUUGAUAGAGCACAAACAUAGAAAUGCCAUCUUCUUGGAGUUCCUACAAGUUGUCGUAUCAUCAUGUGAGAAGGAAGUCGACAGUGUCCAGUUGAAGAUCGUCGAGGAGGUAAGACUACUGCAAAGUUAUAACAUGAAAUAAAUUGAUACUAAAAGGAAAAAUUAAUUCUUUGUGUUUACUCUUAAAAAUACGAAAGAAUUAAUGGAUCUACCUAAUAUGACAUUCAGAUUGGGAAAGCGUCGGAUGAAGUUCGACCGUUUUACGUUGACAGCGCCAGUUUCGAACAGUUACUGGAGAUGAUGAGGAAUGAAGUUGAUCUGGAUGUGGUUUCUCCUCUACGAUAUCAUACUGAGAUUGUGAAGUGAGUUAUAUUUGUAGUCUUUAGACAUUCUCUAUACUUUUUAUUAACUAAAACAGAAGGAUGUUAUAAGUGUCUUGAUAUCAUAGUACAGCUUUACAUCUAUUUUUAACAAUAACUAAACUUUUAGGCUAAUGGCGAUGUGUACAAAAGGCAAAAACAGUAGUACCGAACUGAAGUGUGCGUCCUUCUUACCCAUGGAUCACAUCGUACGAGUUGUAACUGCCAAGGAAUGUAUUGUCGAAGUCAAAUCAGUAUAUCUUCAGUUCAUGUUACACUGUUACAUUGACUCAGACAUUGAGUUAAAGGACGCCAACAAUGCUGAAUACCUCGAACAGAUCAUGGAUGACAUAUUGGCUGACAUACGACAGUUUUCGUACAAACUGAGUCGAGAACCGAAGCAAACUUCUGAAUUGAUCAGUCUGGAGAGAUACGUCUGUCAGCAGCUGACCGAGGUCUUGAUGAAGUUCUUCGAGAAACCUUACAGUCAACAGCCGAUGAUCGACAUAAAACAACAUCGGAAGAGGUUCACUCACAUCGUACAACAACUUACAGAGCUUCAGAAUGGACCGCUGAAGAGCAGCAACCAUUCCAAGAACUGGUACCGAGUGGCCGAGUGUACCAAACGGCUGAACAAAUGCGCUGACGAGCUUGGAGUAGUCGCCUUGACUAGCUUUACAUUACCUCCAGUCAGUUCAGCUACCACGGCCAAACAACGAUGGCAGAGUGCAGCACAUUCGGCUAGAUUCAUCACGGUAUGAUAAUUACUUGUUACUUUAAAGUCCAUUUCCUAUCUAAAAAUAAAUUUUUGAUAAUAUUUUAUGAGAUAUAACUUUUGUUUUACAGCGUAACCAGCAGUCGUUGUCUAUUCGAGGUAACCGAACACUGAACGCUCCGAGGUUCUCGAGAGCUGUGGACAGCAUGAACAAUGUCGUCAUGUGUUAUCAGCAGCUUAUCUCAGAACUCCGAGUGUUUCUACUACCACUACAAGGUGCGGAAAGCUCUGUUUUGGUCGAUAUAUUACACUUACCCGAGAAACUGUUUCCAAUUGGCAGUGCUUUGAGGGAUCGAUGUGAACAUGGUGGUGUUUGCUCAAAGUGAGUCCUGACACACAAUCAUUUUGCCAAAAUUAGAAUAAUUUUUGCGAAAAAUUCCCAUUUUUGUGAAUUCACCAAUCACUUAUUGGGAAAAACAACGAUAUCGGCGGGCGCAGAUCGCGUUAUGCAAAUGUAUACGAUAAAAAGUAUACACGCUUCAGUAGUUAGGAAUUAUAGAUUGAAAUUUAAGUUUUAUAUAGUACAUUAAACGGUAUUUUAGGUUGAUUCAACAUUGCAAACUGCUACUACAACAGAAACACGAAGGUUUGUGUAGCCGAGUCUUGGCCACGUUGUGUAGAAUGGCCACGAGCGCCAAACACAAUUUUAUACUUCAGGUAAGCCAGUAAGUGACUCUAAAAGUAGCUGCUACCAAAUUUGCUACAAUUUAAAACUUCAAAAUUUAAUGCUACAGUUUAUUAAAUUAAUGCUACAGUAUGAUAGCUGAGUAGACUUACAUUUUCAAUUUGCUUACUACGAAAACAAAGCUACAGUAAUGUAAAAUCUGACACUAUGAUAGAUUUUCGACUAUUCUGUUAUAUUCUAUUAUGCCUUUACUGUCACACUUUUAGUCGACCUUCCAGAGUACGAUCUUUGGCAGCGAUGAGAAUGAGAUGUUCAUUCAAAAAGUAAAAUCGCGUGUAUUUAGUUACUUUAGUUGAUUACAGCACUGUUUUGUGUCAAAUUGAAUUUUUUUCUUUUGGUAUCAAACUUUUUUCUUUAAAGUACAGGACUAUAUGUUUAUUUCUGUACUUUUACACUCCGACUUUACCUAACUUUGAGUUUUACUUUAGUUUCUUAUACCGAGUGCCAGUGUCAAAGCUUGUAUAUCUUGAGUUUAAAGCAAUAAAUUAUAAGUGAAAGUAGAUAUAAUUUGUUUUUCAGGGUAAAUCUGUGAGAAAACAGUUACUGCAACGUUACUUUGGAGUUGAUGCAGUACAAAGUGGUAAUCAGAAGCGUAUCAUAAGCAAUAUCAAGGAUUCUGAUGGCAAAAAGAAAGGUAAGCUUUUAAGGGUUUUGUGUUUUUAUUGUUAAGAGGAUAGUUUAAUAAUAUAAGAUUUAUGCUAAUUUUGACCUUUUACAGAUUACAUUUUUGAUGCUGAACUACGACCAUUAACAAACGUGUCGUUAUAUCAAGUACAAUGUAAACUGAACGAUGCUGGUGCUGUUGGUAAGUUAAAUGUCAUAUAAUUUUAACUUUUUAUUAAUGACAUAGAACUAAUUUUUAAUCUACUGUGAAGUAAGAGUUACUUAAUGUAAUCCUUAUGUUUCAGACCUUGUGAUUGACUUGAUAGUAAUGGAGCCCUCGAGUGAAAUCUUUUUGAAGGCUUGUCAGUUGGCUAAAGCCCUGUUGUAUGAAGGUAACCAUGAAGUUCAGAUGACUUUCUACCAACGACUGAAACACAAGAAGGUGGCCGACAAGUUCUUCAGAGCCUUGAUAACGAAGCUACAGACCGCUCAGAAUCGUCUCAAAAGUGAUAUGAUGUCGGAAAAGAGCCACAGGGGGAAGUCAGGUAGGCUUAAAAUAGUUUUUUGACUUUUAAAUUUACAAUAUUGGGCUUCUCUUCAAUAGGGAUAGUUGGAGAAGGUGAUAGGUAGUAGCUACUAUAGGGUUCUAUAAAAUAUGCUAUUGAAGUAUAUUAGGCCACUUGAAGCUUAAUUUUUUUAUUUUACACUGCCUUUAAGACUUUUAAUACUUUGACAAUUGAAUUUCAGCACUUUCAACUUCGAUCAGCCGACGCUGUACGUUUCUUUUGAUUUGGUUUUUAUUAUUUAUCCUCUAACACUCGUGUGCUUCUUAACAAGUUUUGUUGCUAAUAAGGUGUUACCUAAUAUCAACGUUUUUUUUUGUCGUUAUAUUUUGAAAAUAUUAUUUUUAACUAUAUAUCUUCAGCGUCCACAGUAAUGACUCCAGUACCGUACUUGACCGAGGCUUCGUUGAGUGAGAGUUUACGUCCAAAUCCAAAGCUAAAUGCUCAGAAUUCGUUUGAAAACGCACCAAAACCAUUGCCAAGUGAUUACUCCAAUGUCUCUAGCUUGCCGUGCACAAUGGAUUGUAACGAGGAAGACAAGUAAGUUAGCUGUUGAAAUCUUAUUGUACUAGAAAUAUAAUAAAUACAUAUGUAAAAUGAUAAUGUAAGUUUUAGGCCAAACGAAUACCUGCCAACAGAAGUCUCAAUCAUAGAACCCAUUCUCAGAUUCCUCCAAUUGCUUUGUGAGAAUCACAACAACGUACUCCAAAACUUUUUGCGUACUCAGAACACUCGACCUGACUAUAAUCUAGUAGGUGAGACGUUGACCUUUUUGGACACCAUUUGCGGAUCGACUAAAGGAAGUCUGGGUGUCUUCGGAGAGAUCGGAGAACACAACUUCUCCUUAAUCACCCAGACAUUGAUCACGUUGACAGAGUUCUGUCAGGGACCGUGCCACGAGAAUCAGAACACUUUGGCCAUGCACGAAUCCAACGGCCUUGACAUUAUAAUAUCACUGGUAUUGAAUGACAUACGACCAUUGGCCGAUGAACAUAUGGACUUGACAUUGGAGAUCAAGAGUAAUGCCUCCAAGUUAUUGUUGGCCAUCAUGGAGAGUAGACAUGACAGUGAGAAUGCGGAGAGAGUACUCAGAAAUAUGUUCCACACUUCUGGAGGACCAGCCCAGCUGAUUAAGGCUAUCGUACAAGCAUACGAAAUGUCAAAUUCAAAUGAUUUCAAGGUCACUAAGGUCAAACAUCAACUCAUGUCACAAAAUGUAAGUAAUGAUUUUAAAACAAUGAAGUUGGUUCGGCGUAUUUUACUAUUUAGAAACUUGGACAUGACAAUUAUACAACAAAUGUAAUUUUCAGAAUGGCAAGUCGUCGACCCCAGUAAUCCCGGAAAUCUCGAUUCAUCGUGCCGAUGUAAAGGAAACCCCUGUCGUAUCACCAGCCGUAACAUCCUUAAUUGACCCAAAAGAAGUUGGUCACAAUGUGUACAUCUUGGCCCAUCAACUGUCUCGGCACAACGAGGAAUUGGCCAAACUUCUGGAUCCAGCUCGAGCUCCAAAUGAAAUCAUGCGCGACGCUUUGGAGUUCUACAAGAAUCACACUGCCCAGAUCGAAAUCGUACGUUCGGAUCGUAAACUGGAACGUGUCGUAUUCCCAAUUCACGAUGUAUGUUCGUAUAUCACUCCCGAGACCAAGGCCCAUGUAUUUGUGAAUACAGAAAGAGAUGCUCAAGGAUCGAAGGUAACGGACUUCUUCGACAAGUGGGAAGAGCUGUACGAUGAGAUGAAGUGGCAGAAGAAGUUACAGAGCCAGCAACUUCUGAGUGGCAUCACGAAGAAGUUGAGAUUCUGGGGCAGAAUGAGCUUCUUCAACGCUGUCUUGAUCAAUAUCAUGAUAGCCAUCUGUUAUCCGUUCGAGAAUGCUCCGUUGGAACGGCACGUUCAGCUCAGCAAUCCGUUCUUGUACUUGUCGCUCAUCGUGCCAUCGUAUCAUUUGUAUUCUUCGUGGGAUUCGUCGAGGUAAGACAUUGCCGCACAGUUUGUUUUAGUUAACAUAAGUAUAACAAAAUAUAGCUUCGUAAGAUGUUCUACUUUCUUUCAGCAACACAUUUGGUAUAAAUUCUCGUUGUCUGUUUGGUAUAUUUGGUGUUAUAAUAUGUUUGACGUUGUUCUUAAGUGCUUUGAUUGGUGUUGUGCCCACAAUAGCAUUGAUAGGGCUGUUUCAAGUACUCAAUAAGACAUUACAUCUUGUGAGUUAUGUUGGACAUCGAGGACUGAUCGAUCGACAAUGGUACGAAAGGUUCACUGACUCUACAGUAUGGUACCACUUUGUGUAUCUUGUGUUUUGUGCAUUGGGUAUUGUGGUACAUCCAUUCUUUUAUUCGUUUCUGGUGAGUUAGUGGUAGUUUUUAUGGUUCUAUAGUAAUUGUUAUUGUUUUAAAGUACACAUUGUUACCUUUUAUGUAAUUUUUUUUUGAAUUUUAAUUCUCGGUUUUAUUUUAUCGUAUUCUUAUUCGACUCAGUGGUGUACGAUCUGUUGGUCACUAUAACACAUCUAUUGUAGUAUACCUCUUUCAACCAAUAUUUCAGCUAUUUGACAUUGUGGUAAACGAAGAAACCCUACGCAACGUUAUCCGCUCAGUUACCAGAAACUGGCAGUCGAUCAUCUUGACCGGUAUAUUGGCGUUGAUCCUCGUGUACCACUUCUCCAUCAUCGGCUACAUCUUCUUCCAAAAAGACUUCCGAUUGGAAGUGGAGAAGCUGGAUGAUGAUGUUUUAGUCAGCGUACCCACGGACAGUUGGCCACAAUGUGAACGACCAGACCUCGACUGCCCUACUACAACAACGAUAACGCCAGAGAAAUCAGAGGAAGACAAGAUAUUAUCAUGCGAAACGCUUCGUAUGUGCAUAUUGAUGACAUUGAAUUGGGGUAUGAGGAACGGCGGAGGUAUUGGAGAUGUGCUGAGGAACGUUCAUCCACAAGAACCUUAUUGGAUGUGGCGUAUUUUAUACGAUUUGUCGUUUUACAUCGUUCUGAUUGUCAUCGUAUUGAACUUGAUUUUUGGUGUGAUUAUUGAUACGUUUGGAGAUUUGCGUACGGAGAAGAAUGAGAAUGAAGAUAUACUCAAGAACACCUGUUUUAUUUGUGGAUUGGAACGUGGACGGUAAGGAAAUAUUAUUUUUUUCAUACUUGUGAUUCAACAAAUCAAAUUUAGCAUUAUACUCUCCAACUUUAGGUUCGACAACAAAGCGAUAACUUUCGAAGAGCACAACGAAUACGAACACAACCUCUGGCAUUACCUAUACUUCAUCGUAUGGCUACAAAUAAAGGACGAGACAGAAUUCACAGGCCCUGAAAGCUACGUAGCUGAUUGUGUAAAGAAGAAAAAUCUAGAUUGGUUCCCGAGAAUGCAAGCGAUCUCCUUGAGGGAGGAGAACGUUGACAGUGAUCAGCUAGACAUGAAAGAUCUGCAAGAACAGAUGAGGAACAACCAGAGAACGAUCAUCGAAUUGAGCCGAAAGCUACAGGAAUUGAAUCACGUAAGUAUUAAUAAUAAUGAAGACAUUUUUGAGUUACUAACAAGUUCGUGUUAAAAUACACGUCUCCUUACACCUAUAGCAAUAUAAAGUAUGAUCAGGGGCGUCGCUACGGAUUUUUUCUGGGGGGGGAGGAAAAAUUUUUUGCUCCACAAAUAUAAAAAAUUUUUUUCGAUUUUUCAUGUACAGGUACCUACCUGUGCUAUUUUUUUCGGAUUGGCUCUGUGGGGGGGGUGGAUCCACCCCCCCCCCUCUAGCGGCGCCCCUGAGUAUGAUUUAUAUUUACCUAGAAAAAUCCCUUAGGGAUUCAUACAAUAAAAUACCCGAUUUCAGCUACUAGUUGAAAGCAUGACACGUCAGUAG